Molecule: messenger RNA, 1423 nt
Organism: Hippoglossus stenolepis (Pacific halibut)
Lineage: Eukaryota; Metazoa; Chordata; Actinopteri; Pleuronectiformes; Pleuronectidae
Product: prostate stem cell antigen-like
Exons: 3
Coding region: 226-603 (125 amino acids)
Source: RefSeq, a predicted model, not a curated record
GAUGAUAUGUGAGGAAGUGCCAGAGCAAAAAAAAGUUUGACAAAAAGUCAACACGACGACGAGAGUUUCAGGCUUGUAAGAAAAACUAAUUGAAUUUAGGAAGGAGUUGAGGGCGUAGAUCAGCUGCAGUUGGUUAAAUGAGAGACUUGUAGCGCCAGGAGGGGAUUUUAUUUUCUGUAUCAAGCAGCUUGAAGAGUUAUCUCGAGACGUCUCACUGGAAGAAUCAUGAAACAGCUUCUCUUUGUUUUCCUGUGUUGUCUUCCGUUGGCAGCCUGUUUGCGCUGUUACACCUGUGUGUUUCCCGCCAUCUCUCCUCUGGACUGCUUCAGGUUCCCUCAGGAGUGUCCGGCCGGGCAGCGCUGCCUGUCGAGUACUGCAAUCGGAAAACGAGGAGCUCUACAGGUGACGAUGUACGAGAAGAGCUGUGCCGUCCCCGUCCAGUGUGACGUGAGCGGACAGAAAUACGCCUCGGGCCUCUCCUUCAACUACACCAACGUCUGCUGUGACACUGACCUGUGCAACGGUGCCGUGUCCUUUGCUGCCCUCAGCUGGAGAGGAGCCGCCCUCUGCCUCGCGCCUGCACUCGCUCUGCUGCUCGCCUGAAGCUGGAGCCGUCAGACGUAGAGGUUGUAGGUGCCCUGAGAGAGAUCAUCUGGAAAAGAUGGAUACAAAUGUACACGCACUUGGGCACGAAAGAAGGCUUAAAACAAUUCUGCUUUUAAAAAGAAUAAACAUGGCCACACAGCAAAUAACAGGAGUGAUUCACUUAAAUAGAUUUGAAAAGCCUGUAAUAAGAUAUGCUACAAUAUUUUACUACACACUGCAGACUAAAACCUUAUGUAAAAUGUGGAUUACAUAAACAAAUAUGUUUUGAUGUUGUCAAAUAUACAACUUGAUAGAGAAAGAAUUACAGAAAAGCCUAGAAAAAAAUAUUAUAAGUAGAAUUAUACUGGGUCUCCAGGUUGUAAACCAUUUGAUAGAAAAUUAAAUAUUGUAUGGUUUAAACAAAAUAAAAGAUCAUUAAAAUGCCAAACACAAUUUACAAAAAUACAAUCAGCAAAAAAACUGAUAAGAAAAUAAAGGAAAAACUAAAUAUACUACAAUAUAUCACCUCUUGAAUUAUACCUUAUAUACCUUCAUCCCUGCCUGCACCAAAAUAAAACUGUUCUCCUUUUUCUGCUCACUUUAAAACUUUAACCAUAACCUACUCUAUUCAAUAUCAUGUUUCUCAUUUGUGUUUUAUUAGUCAUUUUUAAAAGUUAUUCUUUUUAACAUGUUUACAGAUGUUUCUGUCUAAGAUUCCAAUGCACUGCUUCUAACAGACAAUUUGUUGUUUGCAAUCUUUUUUUUGACACUUUCUUCCAUCUCGAUGUCAAAGUUACUCUCUACAAAGAUUAAAAAUGAAAACACAUUUGUCACAGUU